This is a messenger RNA of Symbiodinium sp. CCMP2592, 3078 nucleotides long. The record is from the annotation of a GenBank genome assembly. Lineage: Eukaryota; Dinophyceae; Suessiales; Symbiodiniaceae.
AUGUCGAAAAGAGAGGCCGGCCCUCAGGAUGCUGCCGAAGCGCAGCUCCCCGCUGCCAAGAUGAGCCGUGUCCAUGGAAAAAAGCCGCCUAAGCCUGUGGCCGCCUUGCAGCAGCUGGUCAAGGAGGCUGAGGCAGAGCUGCACCAUCCCACGCUGCAGUAUCUUGACUCUGAGCUUUCGCGGCCCGGCGUCCCAGAGUGGCUGCAGUCUAUGCGUGGCAAGAUCAUGCACUCGUUGGGUGGAUAUGAGCAGUACGAUGAAACGAACUUUCAGAACGCCAUGAAAAGCGUUGGUGAGUAUACCUGCUUACUGAACGCCCUUGAGAUACCCCCGCUGGCGGUCACACAUCGUGGACUUGUGCCUUCACUGUCGUCGUGUCAGAAGGUGAAGGAUACAAUUUGGGCCCGUGACCUGCCGCUGCUGUGGCAGGAGGUCAUCUAUGUGGCUGUGUUCUCGAAGAAGUCCAAGCCUGACGUGCUGGCUCCGCUGAACCAGGAUGUGGCCAGACUGGCGUUUUGGUGCCAGGUGGCGACCGCUGUGAAGGAAGGAUGGCAAGACGAGCUGGAAACGGCGAUGAUGUCAAUGAAGGUUUGUUUCAAGUACUGUAUGUCGGAGGAGUCAGCUGAGUCGGAAAAAUGGCGGCUUGCAGGUCGUCUGGAUGUGCUCAGUGACCACGCCGUGCUCCGCGGCUGGCGUCGGAUUGUCGCCAUCGUAGGCAUCAAAUCCAACCUCGAAUCUUGGUCCCGAGAUUCAUCCGAUGCCUCCGUGUCUGCGUGGUUGGCGCAACAGAAGGUGCAGGUGUCGGCCGAGGUUGUGAAAACUAUGGGGAUUAUCCGUGCCCGCUUCCAAAGCGCAGGGCUUGAUGAUUUCAUGGAAAGCAUCGAGGCAGAGCUUAUGCAGGAUAAUCCAUUGACGGGCAUCGCUGUCUUGGAGAAGAUCUGUGCUUUCACCAAAGCCGACAAGACAGACAGCAAGACGGACCAAACCCUGAACAAUGCGCUCUUGACAUGGGUGGUACAUGAUUUGAAAGCCGCUGCACAGAAUAAAUGCAUCACCUCUGCAGACAACAAGGGGAAGAUCUUUCAGUAUGCACGCUGCAGUUUGUUGAACAGACGGAUCCUGUACUACGUCAUAAGCAAACUGCGCAUCAGCAAGAAAGAGUUCAAGAAAUUGAACUCUUCCUCAAUCUCCGAAGGCGACUCCAACACCUCUGCGCACCGCUCCGUGGUGAGCUUUUUCAACAACUUUGUGUCCCAUAAAGCUUUCCAGGACAGCGAGCUGAACAAGUAUGUGUCAGACAAAACUUGGCUGUCGAAAGUCAUGGGCUUUCAGCGGCAGGCCAUCGAGUGCAUGCGUCUUUUCCUGGAUCCCUCACCGGCUUUGUUCACAGCACUGUUGAAUGCCGUGGAGAAAGACCCCAACAUCUCGGCUGAGCAGUGUCUUCAAGAUCCUGCUUGGGUGAAGCUGGUCAAUCUGCAGGAACUCAUGGCUGCCAGGCAGUCAGAGCUGGAGCAGCUGGCCGCACCGAUCACACCAAUCCCGCCGGCUCCACCUGCUGUCAUUCAGGACGAGGCUGCUGCAGCAAUCCCCAAGGAGAAUGAGGCCGAGAGCAAGGAUGCUGAAGAGCAUCUGCCGGAUGCUGGUGAGCAGCUGGUGCUGCCUGAUGACGAGCCGGAGAAGCCAAAGGAGCCCUCCCAUGUUGAUGUUCUGUCGGCGGAGCUGGAAAUCUUGCACAUCCCAGAGUGGCUUAUGGAUAUCUUCCAGAAGGUAGACCCCGGCACUUUGACCAGCAUGCUGGCACAUGCAAAGUGCCGUGUGGAUACAUGGCUGAGAUUCAAGGUCGUCGACGAGGCCACGGAGAAAACAGUGGCCGACUGCCUGCAGGAGGCCGUGAAAGCAAUCUUGGGAGCCCCUGGGGACAAGCUAGUCGUGUUGGAUGGCAAGCACUUCGGAGAAGGGCAUGCCUCGCAAAUGCCCACACACACCAUGCGCUGUUUCAUCAGCUCCCUCUUGACCCCGAGUGCCGAUCCAAAGGUCGCGGAGUACUUGGCCAAUGGGACGUUGUUUCUGCUCAGCGACGGCCGAAAUGCUCGAACAAACUUGGAAAUGAAGAAGGAGCUCAAAAGAGGAAUCAAACCGUUGACCGGUGUUUGUAACCGCAAGGGCCUCAUCGAGCUCCGGGCCGUUUUUCACAUGCGGGAAUUCGGCGGCAACGGCGCCUUCGUGCAAAGGGCUCGCAAGAUCUUGCAUAGUCAGUUGGCAGAGCCACUUGAGAAUUGGCUCAUUGUGAAGACAAAGGCCAUGACACUUCCUGUGCGAGAAAGAAGGUACAUCGACUUGCCAGGUGAUUCGAGCAGCCGCUGCUUGGCAAAUGUGAGCUUCAAAACCUCGGAAGAGCUUGACCAUUGCCUUGUGGACAAGGCGUUGCGAGAUGAAAUCUAUGAGGGCACCCUUUACAAUUCCAGGGCGGGCAAGGGUGUGGACACUUCCAGUCAGCCUGCAGCUCCAGUCCAGUCGGAUUCAGAAAAGAGCGAAUCUGAUGACGACACCGAGAAGGCCACCGCCACCGGCGAGCUGGAUUCGAAAGCCGUUGAUGCCGGCCGCGAUUGGGUCCAUCUUUUCCCCACUGGAUCCUCCGAAGUCUUUCACAGGGAACUUCUCAACCUCUUUGGGGCCACAAAUACGAAUCAGAAGAGAGACAUCGUGGACCUUGCGCCAGGCAGCGGCCCGCUUGCCUGGGCCGCUUGUAGAGAAUCCUUCCUUUACACAGGCGUAGUCGCCUGUGAAAAACAUGCCACCUUGAUCCAGGCAAGCCUGCGCCUGGCCAUUGUUAAGGAACUCGUCCUUAACCGCCGGGACGGGUACCAAAAUGCCCGGUACUUGAAGAAAUCGCGAUCGCUGGGCUCAAAGCUCGAUGCAGAGAUGAGUCCAUUUGUUCAGAGCAGUGCGGCUACCGUGGGGGCAACACCGACUCUUUCUCCAGCCCCGUCUGAGUCUCCUGCGACAUCGGUUCCUGCUGGCAUCCCGACUGCGCCGUCUAGUCUUGGAGGGAUUCCUGAUGAUGACGAAGAUUUCUGA